CGCUACUUCCAAUAAUAUCCCCCAACCUCGUCGGUUUCUCCGAAGCUCUCGUUCUCUAUAUGAGCCCUAGGUCUCAGAGCGCAGAUACAAACGAGCUCGAAGAGAGAUCGAUUUGAAUAUUUAAUCUCUCAGGUUCAUGCAUAAUUUUGAGAAUGGUUGAUAGCAAUGCAUCACCUGGAUCACCUGAAGAAACCCAAAACCCUAUUCCUGAUGGGAAUGAACCUGAGCAUGACCUCCCUCUUGAUGCUAUAACUCGAAAGGUUCAAGAAUCACUCUCUCUUGGAAAGAGACAUAAGUUUUGGGAAACUCAACCUGUUGGGCAAUUCAAGGAUCUGGGGGACACCAGUUUGCCCGAGGGCCCCAUUGAACCCCCAACCCCCUUAUCCGAAGUCAAACAAGAACCUUACAACCUACCCAACCCCUAUGAGUGGAUUACUUGUGAUAUCGAUUCAGAUGAGAUGUGCGAUGAGGUUUAUAACCUCCUCACUCAUAACUAUGUUGAGGACGACGAGAACAUGUUCCGAUUCAACUAUUCAAAGGAGUUUCUUCGCUGGGCUUUACGUCCUCCAGGUUAUUAUAGGAGUUGGCACAUAGGUGUCCGUGCCAAAAGUUCGAAGAAGUUGGUUGCCUUCAUUACUGGCAUUCCUGCUAGAAUCCGUGCCCGUGACAAUGUAGUAACCAUGGCAGAAAUUAAUUUCCUUUGUGUUCAUAAAAAGCUCAGAUCAAAGAGACUUGCUCCUGUCAUGAUCAAAGAGGUUACCAGGAGAGUUCACUUGGAGAAUAUCUGGCAAGCAGCCUAUACUGCAGGGGUGGUUCUUCCAACACCAAUUUCAACUUGCCAAUAUUGGCAUAGAUCCUUGAACCCAAAGAAGCUGAUUGAUGUUGGGUUUUCUAGACUUGGUGCGAGGAUGACAAUGAGUCGAACGAUAAAGCUUUACAAGUUGCCAGAGUCAACAGUCACUCCAGGUUUCAGAAAGAUGGAGAUACAUGAUAUUCCUGCAGUUACACGGCUGCUUAGGACUUAUUUAAACCAGUUUGUUGUUGCGCCAGAUUUUGAUGAAAAUGAUGUGGAGCAUUGGCUUCUUCCAAAGGAGAAUGUCGUGGAUAGUUAUCUGGUUGAAAGCACUGAGACUCACGAGAUAACUGAUUUCUGCAGUUUCUACACACUUCCUUCGUCUAUCCUCGGCAACCAGAAUCAUUCUACUUUGAAAGCAGCUUAUUCUUAUUAUAACGUUGCCACAAGAACUCCUUUGCUCCAAUUAAUGAAUGAUGCUCUUAUUGUGGCUAAACGCAAGGAUUAUGAUGUUUUCAAUGCAUUGGAUGUCAUGCAGAAUGAAUCUUUCUUGAAGGAACUGAAAUUUGGGCCAGGCGAUGGGAAACUGCACUACUAUCUUUACAACUAUCGGAUUAGACACGAAUUGAGGCCAAUCGAGCUUGGGCUGGUGCUCUUAUAAUUGGAACUCAGAAAUUUUGAUUAAGGAUUAAAACUAUUUGCUGGACUUUGAUAAGUUUGAUUGUAAGGUUUUAUCCUUUUUGGGAAUCCGCUUAAUUUAAUUGUGCGAAACAAAAUAAAAAAAAAUAUGGACCUUAUUUUCUUGCUGGAA
Messenger RNA from Juglans regia (Persian walnut), 1604 nucleotides. Its product is annotated as glycylpeptide N-tetradecanoyltransferase 1-like. Gene Ontology annotation, cellular component: cytoplasm. The coding region runs from base 153 to 1454 and encodes 433 amino acids. Gene Ontology annotation, molecular function: glycylpeptide N-tetradecanoyltransferase activity. The transcript has 2 exons. The record is from RefSeq and is a predicted model, not a curated record. Gene Ontology annotation, biological process: N-terminal peptidyl-glycine N-myristoylation. Lineage: Eukaryota; Viridiplantae; Streptophyta; Magnoliopsida; Fagales; Juglandaceae.